Phycomyces blakesleeanus NRRL 1555(-) is the source of this 1044-nucleotide messenger RNA. RefSeq lists its product as hypothetical. NCBI's taxonomy places the organism in Eukaryota, Fungi, Mucoromycota, Mucoromycetes, Mucorales, Phycomycetaceae. Gene Ontology annotation, cellular component: proteasome regulatory particle, base subcomplex; nucleus; cytosol. Gene Ontology annotation, molecular function: polyubiquitin modification-dependent protein binding. The transcript is spliced from 6 exons. Gene Ontology annotation, biological process: proteasome-mediated ubiquitin-dependent protein catabolic process. The record is from RefSeq and is a predicted model, not a curated record. The coding region runs from base 1 to 1044 and encodes 347 amino acids.
AUGGUGUUGGAAGCGUCAAUGAUUGUAGUCGACAACUCUGAGUGGAUGAGAAAUGGUGAUUACUCCCCAACUCGUCUGGUAGCCCAGAAUGAAGCCGUCAACCUUGUCUUUUCAUCAAAAACCCAAGCCAAUCCUGAAAGCACAGUUGGAUUGAUGACCAUGGCUGGAAAAAGCCCCGAGGUUCUAGUAACCUUAACAUCAGAUGUCGGAAGGAUCCUUAGUGCACUUCAUGGCGUUCGUGUUGGUGGCGAGUCAGACUUAUUGACUGGAAUCCAGAUUGCUCAGCUCGCAUUGAAGCAUCGUCAAAACAAAAAUCAGCGUCAGAGAAUUAUCGUAUUUGUGGGCAGCCCAGUAGAAACCGACGAGAGAACAUUGAUACGACUAGCAAAGAAAAUGAAAAAGAACAACGUUGCUGUCGAUAUUGUAAAUUUUGGAGAGGAGGCUUCCAACACAUCCAAACUUGAGGCCUUUAUCAACAGUGUUAACAACAGUGAUAACAGUCAUUUGGUUACCAUUCCUCCUGGACCUCAUCUGUUGAGUGACAUGUUGAUCUCGACACCAAUCAUUUCUGGUGAGGAAGGAUCCUCAGCUAACUUUGGCUCAAGUGGAGGAGGUGCAUUUGAAUUUGGCAUUGAUCCCAGUUUGGAUCCCGAACUUGCUCUUGCAUUGCGUAUUUCGAUGGAAGAGGAAAAAGCUCGUCAGGAGGCAGAAGCCGCAAAGAAGGGCGAGUCAUCGGCUCCUACUGCAGCCAGCUCUACCAGUAUGCCAGUAGAUCAACCACAUAUGUCAGAUGAAGACGCAGAGUUGCAAGCUGCGUUGGCUAUGUCUAUGGGCCAGGAUGAGGAUACUGAAAUGGGCGAUUCAAACGAUCAAGAUGAACUCCAGAAGGCUUUGGCUCUCUCUAUGAAUGAUGCGCAAAGUAAUGAUGCAUCCAUGUCUGACAUUCUUGGAUCUCUUCCUGGUGUUGAUACCAAUGACCCUCGCUUUAAAGAAGCUCUUGAAGAGAUGGAAAAGUCAAAGGAUAAGGCAAAGGACAAGAAGUAG